AUGAGAUUUUAUGGCAUCGUGUGUGUCAUGGGCCGGGGACACGUGUCAGUCAGCGUCGGGCGUCGGGGCGGGCGCUAUGACGAUGUCCGCGCCACGAACCGCCACCACGCCAGCCGGGACAGCUCGACUAAGAGUUCAUCUCUCCGUUCCAGGUUCGCCGCGGCACUGAUGAGGAGACACCGUCUGCGGGCACCGCGUGAACCAGCGGUGUCGGCCCACGGCGGCCGAGCGGCUGCGACGGAAGGCACGACGAGCAGCGCGGGCUGCGGGCCCGCGAUGAGCGCGAACAACUGCGACAGCAUGACGUACUUCUCGAACGCGUACAUGCCCGACAUGAGGAACGGGGCCGGCCACGAGCACCAGCAGGCGCACGCGCACUACGGCGCGGUGCCGCAGCAGGGCCACGAGAUGGACGGCUGCGAGCAGCUGAGGCCCGCCCAGCACCACUACGCCGCGCAGCCGGCGCCUGGGAUGCCGUACCCGCGCUUCCCGCCCUACGACCGGCUUGGCUACUACCAGCAGAUGGAGCAGAACGGCUACCGGCCGGACAGCCCCUCGCAGAUGGGCCACAUGGGCCAGAAGACGGACGGCUACGGGCCGAACGGGCACCAACCGCCCGCGCCGGCGGUUUACACGUCGUGCAAGCUGCAGGCGGCGGCGGCGACCGCGGGCGGGGUCCCCGGCAGCCCGCCGCUCGAGCAGGCGCAGCAGAUGCCCCACCACAUGCACCCGCAGCAGCACAUGGUGCAGCACGGCGUGCCCCACCAGCAGCACCUCAUGUACCCGGUGGACGACAUGCAGCACCAGACCCAGAUGCCGCCGAUGCACCAACAAUCGAUGCACGCGCAGCAACCGCCCCCGCAGCAGCCGCCGCCGAACACCAACGCCUCGCUGCCCAGCCCGUUGUACCCCUGGAUGCGGAGUCAGUUCGAGCGGAAGCGGGGCAGGCAGACCUACACCCGGUACCAGACUUUGGAGCUGGAGAAGGAGUUCCACUUCAACCGGUACCUGACGCGGCGGAGGAGGAUCGAGAUCGCGCACGCGCUCUGCCUCACCGAGCGCCAGAUCAAGAUCUGGUUCCAGAACCGCCGCAUGAAGUGGAAGAAGGAGAACAAGACCAAAGGCGAGCCGGGUUCUGGAGACGAGCCGGACAACAUGAGCCCGCCGACUUCACCCCAG
Iphiclides podalirius (scarce swallowtail) is the source of this 1179-nucleotide messenger RNA. NCBI's taxonomy places the organism in Eukaryota, Metazoa, Arthropoda, Insecta, Lepidoptera, Papilionidae. The record is from the annotation of a GenBank genome assembly.